AUGUAUCAAGAGCCAAACACUUCACAAGGAGAAACUCCAACAACUACCCCAAAAAGGUCAGUUAUGGUAACAGCAGACAAGAACGAUAUCGCCAAAGCUUUUGAUAAGGCACUUGACGAAAUAACAAAACAUAUUAAUGAAGGUGUAUCAGUAUCGACGCCUAUUGGAAAGCAGCCCCAAAACAACAAUUUGAAAAUUAGUCCUGCUGAUUCUGAUAAAUCAGCGUCAUCGGGUCAUUCUAGUCAAUCGAGCGGUCAUACCAGUUCCACUUCAAUCACUGAAGAAUCUAUUGAAAUUAAAGCCUCGGGAAAAUUCAGGAACGAUGGCAGACAUAUACCUUUUCUUAACGUUCACUUUAAAGAUUCUUUGAAGAAAUUGGAAACAGUAGAGGAGAAUCCCGAAGAAGGUUGCACAGCUCCAAGUUCACCAAUCGCCUCUCCAUUCGACAGGAUCAUGCCCGUUUCAUUGCCUCAAACCCAUUCGGUCUCUUCCCGACAAUCAUUUAUGUCUAAUUUAAUUAAGCCACCAACCGUUAAGGUGGUUUCCACGCAAGAAAAGGCCGCGCAUGACUACAUUAUUCCAAAAACUUCUUCGCGAACUAACUGCAUCGCGUGUAUCCAUGGGAAUGUUUUAUUGAAACCUUGUGGUCAUAGAAUGUGCGAAACAUGUGUUCACAUUUUACGUUCAAAUACGGUCAAAAGUUCUUUCAAAACUUAUUCUGAAUGUAUAUUAUGCAAGACGCCCGUUGCGGAAUUUGUUACAUUUGCCGGUAAAAAAGAGUGUCAGGGUGGUAAUAUUUCUCCAACAAAGACAAAUAUGAAUGUUCAAUUUAUGCAAAACAUUGCUGAAGAAGAUGUACUUCGUCCACUCUCCUGGGUUUUUCCCGGUAUGAAUCCAUUGGCUACAAGACCUGUUCAAACGAUGGCUUCUGUAACUAAUAGACCCCAACAGAUUCAAUUUGGGGAUCUCAGUAAAUUAGCUACUGCUUUCAAUUGGCCCGUUGUUAAGCUUACUAACAUUCCUUGGGACGUUUCAUUGAAGGAAAUAAAAACGUUCCUUUCGGCUUUCAAGUUACCUAAUGUAUCGUUGUAUGCACAAUGUAUUCAUAUAAUAAUGGAUAGAACAUCAGGAAAGACUCUUUCUGAAGCUUAUAUCGAAUUAGCAACACCCGCGGAGGCGCACCGUGCGGUCGAUACACGUAACAUGAAGCCAUUGAAAGGACGGCUUGUUUCAUGUAUGCGAUCAUCUCAGGAAGAUCUUAUGAGAGCGGUCUUUCCAAAAUGGAAAGGGGAAUUUUCUGGUUGCGACGCUGUCGUAACUUCAGAAAUGUUACAAUCAACACCGCACGUUCCAUUUAUCACGAGAGAGGAAAUGAAUUCUCUUUUAGUACUUCAUUUCUCUCGCAAAUGUGCGGAACGUCCAUUCGAAAAUAUCAUAAGCGUUCUUGUAAAGUUUCCGUUUCACCAAGGAAAUCUUUAUACAACCUUGCAACGCGAUCUUUUAUUCGAGAUGCUAAAGCUCGCCAUCGAGUCGCUUAAAAUUCAUUUAAGCAAGGAGUAUCACCGCAUUGACGAUACGUUAUUGGAACGAAUGAUGCGUGCUGGUAUUAUGACUCCAGUCUUUACUGAACGUCAAAAAUUAAUGAUACUUCAAGUGUCUGGCAUGACACUUCCUGCUGAUUUGCAAGAUCGAUUGACUCCUUUUAAGAAGGAAGAAACGGAACAACAAGGCUCUGAAAUUAUUAAUCAAGUCAAUCAGACUUCAGAUACCAACACAUCCACUGAGGGUGUUAAUCUUAUUCCUUCAAGUCUUUUCAACUCUCCUCCAGUGGAAUUCUCAGAGUAUAAAGGUAUAUUUGACCCUUUCCGAGAUGAUCAUGAAUUGAGGGCAAGUUUCCUUCAAAAUGAAUUAAAAUUGGCACAAGCUCAAGUCAGAAUUGCUGCUGCUGCCGCUACUUCGCGUCUUCCUCCACCCCAACCUUCACCAGUAAGGCCACAACUCGGUGCCUUUCGGGCAUUCGAUGUAUGGAAUCGGCUAAACGAGUAUCGAAAUAUGGAUAACAUAAACGCUAGUAACCAAAUUCAACAUUUACCUUCUCAACAACGAAAUGUUAUCGAUCGUCUGCAUACUGAUCAUAGAAAUAAUCCGUUCUUUGUUAAAGACUUUAAUUGCGAAGACUUUUAA
Scutellospora calospora is the source of this 2184-nucleotide messenger RNA. NCBI's taxonomy places the organism in Eukaryota, Fungi, Glomeromycota, Glomeromycetes, Diversisporales, Gigasporaceae. The record is from the annotation of a GenBank genome assembly.